Messenger RNA from Cherax quadricarinatus, 2260 nucleotides. Its product is annotated as cingulin-like. Gene Ontology annotation, biological process: cilium assembly. Lineage: Eukaryota; Metazoa; Arthropoda; Malacostraca; Decapoda; Parastacidae. The record is from RefSeq and is a predicted model, not a curated record. Gene Ontology annotation, cellular component: axoneme.
AAUGUUCUGGUACUGUAACAGAGAGGCGGGACGCGACGAGGUAGUGCUAGACCCUCCAGACCCCAGAGUGGUGCCUCACACAGCGAUGACCUCCGACCUCUCGACGACCUCAGACUGGGGGAGGAGUCCAUGCCGGAGGCGCUGGCGGGGGGGACCAGGACCUGGAGACAGUUCCUGCGAUUCCGUCGGCGUCGUCACGACCUGCAGGAGGAGGCUGAAGAUGCCGCUACGAAGAGAAGCUCCGCUAUAGCCCACCUCCAGGCGAUAGAAACCCGUCAUCAGUGUCUCCUUCAGGACGCUAAGGAGCUGGACGAAGGUGUGUCGAGGACGAACAGUGAGCUGAGGCUACUUGACGAGGACAUGGAGCUUGUGCUAGUCCUCAAGAGUGGACAGGUCAAGGUGGACCUCGAGCUCAUGACGGAGAGUCUGCAACCGGAUUUCAGUGAUACCCGACUAGUGCAGCAAGACGAACUCAGCAAACUAGAGACCACUGCUGGGAAGUGUGUGGAGGGUGCGUCUGCAGCUGGUGGAGGGGAGAGCGAGGAAGUGGAGGCCCUCAGAACACUCAGAGGACAACUUCAGCUGGAGGUGGAGCUCGCUCGGCAAGACCUCCACCAGAUUAACACCUUCAAGGUUGGUCGUGACGUGCUAGCAGCAGCAACACACGCAGUGGGAGGAGCAGCUCAGGCAGACCCCUCGCAGCUCUACGCUUCCCUACAGCGACUCCAACAGCUACAUGGGAAGCAGACGCGGAGCAUGGUGGCUGACUGCAGCAGAGUGGAACAAAAGAUUAGCAGCAGUCGUCAUCGGGUGGCCAGCCUCCAGAGACAGGUGGAUAUCCUCACGAGGGAGAUCGACCAGCUGCAGGAGUGUGUGGCUCAGGCACAGCCAGAGGCUCAGCUGGCUAAGAGAGAGAACAGACUACGCCGAGUGAUGGCAUGCAGUGAGCUGACAGCCCAGGCCAGACACCGCCAAGCAACCAUCUUAGACCUGGAACAUGAGCUGGACACACUAAGACUCCGUACCUUCCCCAUGCUGUGUCGCCCUCCCCUGCCUCCCACACUCUCCUCGCGCAAGUAGACCUCAAGUAAUACUUUUGGUACGGAAGUGAAAAAACAUUUUAAUACUUUAUUUCAUUUCUGUAUACAAAAUGUAGUUUACAUUUAAUAAAAUAUCGUUAAGCCUAUAGAUAUGUAGAUAUAAAUCCAUAUGUAUUCAUGUUAACCCCUUGGGACCUAGUUCCUGGGCCUUUUGUGUAUCCAUAUGCUCUUGCGCUACCGUCCACAGGAUGGAUAUGGGGUGCACAAUAAACUAGCAACUUCGGUGGCAAAAUCUAAAAUCUAAUCUAAAAUAUCGUUAAGCACAAAAGAAAGCCACUAGCAUGCCGUGCAUUUCGGGCAGUAGAAUGCGGUGCAUUUAUUUAUUUCUCUGCAGUAUACAAAAUGUAGUUUAUUUUGUUAUGCACAAAAGCCACUUGCAUGUUGUACAAAGCAUUAUCCUGGAAGGUUAGUAAUACAGGAUAGCCCAAGAGUACCAAUGAUUGGAGCUUAUUUGUACUGGAGUGCUUUCACCCGCUUACCCAAAAUGCGACCCAGAACGUUUGACUAACAACCAAUUACCUUCUUACUGUUAAGUGAAGUUGUAAGGAAACAUGUCCAGUGCUUCCAUUCGCUCUGUGUUUGAAUUCUCGCCCUUCUGUCGAGAGCCGAAGGCACUACUACUACUUGAGCCACGAGCCACGGAAAAAAACGACGUUCUUAUAAGGAAAGGAGACAUCUGGAGUGAGGCUAGGACGUCAUAGUUUAGUGCCAUUGCUAAUAUGGCCUGGUAGGCAACACCCCUCACACACAGUGUCCGUGGUUCAAUCCUUAACAAGGGUGGAAACAUUAGGCGUGUUUCUUUGCACCUGCUGUACCGUUCACCUAGCCAGUAGGUACCUGGGUGUUAGUUGACUGGUGUGGAUCGCAUCCUGGGGGACAAGAGUUAAGGAUCCCACUGGAAAUAAAGAAGACAGUCCUCGAUGACGCACUGAGUUUCUUGGGUCAUCCUUUGUGGCUAACCCUCCGGGUUUAAAAAUCCGAACAAAAUUUUGUCUUACUAUCAUAUUAUAACCAAGACAUUGCCAUUGUUAUUUUUUACUUAUUAUUCUUUUGGUACUUUAAUUUGUGAAUUUUAUUUUGUCAAUUUAAAUCUAGUUAUACUCUUGAUCUUGUCAACAACCUAUACCAGACCCUAGUGCAAUUGCAAGUACCAUUUCAAU